AUUAUUAGGAGAAAACUUUAUUUAAGAGACUUAUCAGUACUAUUGACUUCAUUCAUAAUUAUAUACAAGCAAAAUCUUCCAAAUGGCUGGCUAAAACAUCAUUAUUAUAUACCAUAGUACCAAGGUUUUCUUAGCCACAAAAAUAAUAUUGACAUAAACUAGACUAUAGUAGAGUAGCUUAGAAGAAACAACAUUAACGCAUGGCAGGAGGAGCUGCCAUAGGUGAAAGAACAUUGAAGGAAACGCCAACUUGGGCUGUGGCUGUUGUCUGUACUGUCUUCAUCAUCAUCUCUAUAUUAAUCGAACAUGGAAUCCAUACACUCGAAAAGUGGUUUCACAAAAAACAUAAGAAGGCUAUGAGUGAAGCCUUGGAGAAAAUCAAAGCAGAAUUAAUGCUAUUGGGGUUCCUAUCCUUGUUACUUACCGUCGGUACAAACUAUAUAGCAAAGAUAUGUAUCCCUCUGACGUUUGGCGACAUCAUGCUUCCAUGCAAGAAGGAGAAAGUGGGAAAAGUGUCAAAAGACAAUAGAAGGGGGUUACUUUCUUUCGAUGAUAACGUUGUAUGGCGUCGAGGUUUGGCAGCAGCAUCGGGAGGUGAUGAUUAUUGUUCAAAAAAAAAUCAAGUGCCUUUGAUUUCGCAAUCCGGAGUGCACCAAUUGCAUAUAUUCAUAUUUGUACUCGCCGUUUGUCACAUUAUUUACAGCGGCAUGACUAUGGCACUAGCUAAAGCAAAAAUGAAGAAAUGGAAGGCUUGGGAAGCAGAAACAUCGUCCGCAGAGUACCAAUUUACGCACGAUCCUGCAAAGUUUAGGUUUGCGCAUCAAACAACGUUUCUUAGGCGUCAUUCGAACUGGACAAGAAAGCCAGGAAUACGAUGGAUAGUGGCAUUCUUCAGACAAAUCUUUGCAUCUGUGAGUAAGGUGGAUUACAUGACUAUGCGACAUGGAUUUAUAAACGCACAUUUUGCUCCUGAUAGUAAAAUUGACUUUCAUAAAUACAUCAAAAGAACAUUGGAAGACGAUUUUAAAGUUGUCGUCGGUAUAAGUAUUCCGUUAUGGGCUUUCGCGAUCAUCUUUAUGCUAAUGAACGUUUACAAUUGGUACACAUUCACUUGGCUAUCAUUAGUACCAUUAGUGAUACUUUUAUUAGUUGGCACAAAGCUUCAACUGAUAAUCAUGGAAAUGGCCCAAGAAAUUCAAGAUCGAACAACAAUUGUAAGAGGCAUGCCCGUGGUACAGCCUGACAACAAGUUUUUUUGGUUUAAUCGUCCCCAUUGGAUCCUCUUCUUGAUUCAUUUUACUUUAUUCCAGAAUGCUUUUCAAUUAGCCUAUUUCUUGUGGACAUGGUAUGAGUUUAAGAUCACAUCUUGCUUCCAUGAAAACUUGCUAGUAAUAUUGAUAAGAGUUGUCUUUGGAGCAUUCCUACAAUUCCUAUGUAGUCACAAAACAUUUCCUCUCUAUGCACUUGUCACACAGAUGGGAUCACACAUGAAGAAAGGAAUAUUUGAGGAACAAACAGCAAAAGCACUUAAAAAAUGGCAAAAAUCAGCAAGAGAAAAUAGGAAGUUAAGAAAUGCAGGUUCAAAUGAGAUGCCUUCAAUGGGUGGAGAAAUAACACCAAGUCAAGGAACAUCACCUAUGCAUUUACUUCACAAGUUCAAACCUAGGAGUAACCAAACAGAAACAGAUAGUGUUUUGUAUUCUCCAAGAUCAUACCAAUCUGAUGAUCAAACUGAUUUUUCGGACACAGAAGGAUCUACACACCAAACGAAUUUGAAUCUUAAUCAAACCAUGGCACCUCCCCUACACCAACCAGUGAAUAAUAAUCAGUUAAAUCACAAUAUUGAUUUUUCCUUUGUUAAGCCUUAACAAGUAACAAUGGUAUAAUUUGAUGACCAACUUGUGUGGCUUUUUUUAGAUGUAAAAGUUAGUUAUAUCUAGGCUUAAAUACACUUUUGGUCCGUGUAAGUUAGCGACUUUUUAAUUUUCGUCCUGUAAGUUUAUAUUUUGGGUCAGAGUCCCUAUACCUUACUUUUUGUUUGCGGUUUAGUCCCUAAAGCCAAAAUCCGCAGGAAAAUCUGCAGGGAUUUUCCUGUGACUUUUCCUGCGGAUUUUGAUUUUAGGGACAAAAACGAACGCGAAAGUGAAAUAUAGGGACUCAGACCCAAAAAAAAAACUUACAGAGAUGGAAAUAAAAAUCUCGCUAACUUACAGGGACCAAAAGUGCAUUUAAGCCUUAUAUUUAUUUAAUGGUUGUAUCAAUUCUCAUAAGUGCUCACAAUUAAAAUUGUGUUCUAAACUUCUAAUUUGUAUGAAUAUACAUUAAAAUCUUUAAUA
Messenger RNA from Vicia villosa (hairy vetch), 2336 nucleotides. Its product is annotated as MLO protein homolog 1-like. The transcript has 13 exons. Lineage: Eukaryota; Viridiplantae; Streptophyta; Magnoliopsida; Fabales; Fabaceae. Gene Ontology annotation, cellular component: membrane. Gene Ontology annotation, biological process: defense response. The record is from RefSeq and is a predicted model, not a curated record. Bases 201 to 1868 code for a protein of 555 amino acids.